AUGUCAACUCCCAGCACGGAAGACAAUCAAGCUACCCUAGCAAGGGAAAGAAGUACUCGUGGAGCACAUCGUGGUGUUGUCACUAAGUACAUCAACGACGCCAAUGCAAUCAUGGCAAAUCCUACUGACCAAGUAUCGAAGCAAGAUUUUGAGGCACUCAAAGUUGUUCUGAUGCACUUGGACAGGAAGCUCAUCACACUCAAUUCCAUCAACAAGACGAUUGAAGCUAUCACUCCAGAUUCUUCACUAGUACAAUUGCCUACAUUUUCUGGUAAUUAUGUGGAAUGGUCUUCGUUCUACGAUCUCUUCACAGCGUCUAUUGACAAGAAUAAUUCUCUCAGUGAUGAGCAGAAACUAAACUACCUCAAAGCAGCCCUCAAAGAUGAACCUGCCAGAAUCAUAGCUUCUUUGUCAAUCACCGACGCAAACUACGCCAUUGCUAAACAACAGCUCAUAAAACGAUACGACAACAGACGCUCAGUAAUCAAUGCUCAUAUUCAGGAGUUUCUUGCAUUUUCGGCAUUGAAAAGCGAAAAUGUCAGUGCCCUGAGGAAACUACAGUCGAAGAUUGUGGAGCACCUGUCAGCCCUUCAAUCUCAUAAAGUGGAUACUAGUGCGUACAUCUACGUAUAUCUCAUUCUAGAGAAAUUGGACCCGAAAACAAGAAGACAAUGGGAGCUUCAGAAUCCUGGUCCACAACUACAUGACUUGGAUGAUGUACUCCAGUUCAUUGAUCAACGAGCACGAUCCUUAGAAGCUUCACCUCAUGCUUCUAUACAGCCUAGCAGCCAAGCAAAGCAAUCACAGUCCAAUCAGAACAAAAACAACCAUUCCAAUAUCUACCAUUCAACUACAGACAAUUGUCUUUGCUGUAAAUCCAAGAAUCAUAAACUAUUCUCCUGUAAUUCAUUCCGAGAAAAGACGAUAGAUGAGCGUUUUCAAGUUGUCAAGACGAACAAACUAUGUGGUAACUGUCUACGUUCUGGUCAUUUUGCGAAUCAAUGCAACUCAACAAGCACAUGCAAGACAUGUCAAGGCAAGCACAACACGCUGCUACACAGGUCCGCCCAAGCGAUCAAUCAUAUUGGCACCAGGAGACCCGAGGAGACGGAUACCAUCCUACCCACUGCGCAGGUUGCAUUCAAGGAUCGUCAUGGUAAUGUACAAUAUUUUCGCGCAUUACUAGAUCAAGGUUCAACUGCUUCGGUCAUGACACGCCAUUGUGCCCAGCAGCUAGGAUUGCGUUGUCAGAAAGUAACUACUAAUCUUCAAUCCGUGGGGGAGACAGUCUCCGCACAAUCAAAUUCAGUUGUUACUGCUGAAAUGCUUCCAGGAGUAUUCUUUGACAGGAGUAUUCAUUGUCCUGCCUCGUGUGACCUGCAACCUCCCACUGGCUAA
Messenger RNA from Symsagittifera roscoffensis, 1398 nucleotides. RefSeq lists its product as uncharacterized. The record is from RefSeq and is a predicted model, not a curated record. NCBI's taxonomy places the organism in Eukaryota, Metazoa, Xenacoelomorpha, Acoela, Convolutidae. The transcript has 2 exons. The coding region runs from base 1 to 1398 and encodes 465 amino acids.